CACGGCUACCGUUCAAAGUGGGUGUGAAAAAUGCUCGUUCUCGGAUAUGCGCGUGAGUGACGGUUUAGCGCGCGCUGAGCGUACAACUUUUCAAGCUUCGCUGGUUGCCAGUCAUAACAGAGAGAGCUGUGCUUUACACGUGCGAACUUGGGCUGUGCGGUGAGCACUUACUUUUGAUGCCAUCCUUCGGUGGUCUGCGGCAAAAGUGGUGUACACCGCAGCGUUUCCUGGAGCCGGCGGUUUUCCCAGCGAUCGUGUAUGUGCUGUAGUAAUUGGUUAGUAUUGGUGGUCUGGGGCCCAAGUUGAGUUACUCUAAUUGCAAGUACGCGCGCGAAAUUCACUCAGCCUUUCAACGUUGCGGGCGGCAGCAUGGUAUCUUUGUGCGGUUGGGGAACACCACGCCGCGAACUGGAAAGAAAAUAAUAAUAAACCGUCUGGUCGGCAUGACGCAUUCGAUAAGAGAUUUCGAUGUAGGUUUUUCGAAAUUGGGCCUCAGUCGUUGGGCGAUGCGCGGUGCGAGUAGAACGUUUUCGUGGUGCUACUAGGGGAAGUGUGAAUUGCUGUGGAAUUGCUGAGAAUUAGCAACGAAUAGUUCCGUGCGAGUUGAAGAUUCAGUACACAACAGGAAGCAAGCAAAGGCCAUUUUAAGCCGAGGUGUGUCUUGGUGGGUGAAGUUUUAGGCAAUUUGGAAGCAACGACAAGUGUUCGGGUGGUGUAACUAGCGUCAUUUACAUGCGUCGUACCAGUGGAGAUUUAGCAAUUGCUUGAAGCUUUCAGAUGCUGGUGCCGAUGCUGUUACUACUUCAGUUAUUUCUGAAAGAAACUUUUGGACAGGAAAAUGUCCUGGAGAUGCUUUUCGACGAAACAAGCAUACUGCUGCGGAAUGACUCGAUCAAACGCAUCCCGGACACCAAACACUUCCUCAAAGAGUACGACUUCAUAGUGAUUGGAGCCGGUUCCGCCGGGUCAGUGGUAGCCAACCGACUGUCGGAGGUGAAACAGUGGAACGUUCUUCUGCUAGAGGCAGGGAAGGAUGAGAACAUGCUGACAGAUGUACCUCUGACCGCGGGUUUGACAACAGUCACCGGUUACAACUGGGGCUACAAGGCAGACCCGAUGAAGGGUGCCUGUCUCGGGCUGCGUAACGGCAUGUGCAGUUGGCCCAAGGGACGCGGUUUGGGUGGAACUAGUUUGAUAAACUUCCUCAUAUACACCCGUGGUCAUCCACGGGAUUACGACGAUUGGGAGAGUGCUGGAAAUUUCGGUUGGAGUUAUCGAGACGUGCUGCCGUACUUCAAAAAGUCCGAACGGGUUAAAAUUAGCAAACUAAAGCGAUCGCCAUACCAUUCGGGGAAUGGGUAUUUAGACGUUGAAUUCUCGUCAUUCGAAACACCAAUGCUGCGAUCCUUCAUAGAGGCCGGGAAACAGAUGGGUUACCAGGAAACCGAUCCCAAUGGAGAGAUUAUGAUGGGAUUUUCGAAGGCGCAGGCAACGAUGCGUAACGGAAGAAGAUGUAGCGCUGCGAAAGCAUUUCUUAGACCUGUGGCAAACAGACCAAAUUUACAUAUAUCUAUUAACUCAAGAGUGACGCGUAUUUUGAUUGAUCCCAUUACUAAGGUGGCUUAUGGGGUAGAGUUUCUUAAAAAUAAAAGACGGUACGCGGUGAAAGUUGGCAAAGAAGUGGUUUUGUCAGCAGGAGCUAUAGCUUCCCCACAGUUGCUGAUGUUGUCCGGUGUUGGACCUAAGGAACAUCUUCAAGAAGUCGGAAUUCCCGUAAUUCAAGAUCUUCGAGUAGGAUACAAUCUACAGGAUCAUAUGACUCUGCCUGGAUUAGUUUUCACCGUGGAUCAACCCGUAUCUAUACGGGAGCGUGACAUGCGAUCCCCGCCGAUUAUCUUUGAUUAUUUGCUGAACGGGAAAGGACCUUUCACUAUUCCAGGUGGAGCCGAAGGAAUAGCUUUCGUGAAAACCAAUAUUACCUUUUUGCCCCCAGAUUAUCCGGAUGUUGAAAUGGUGCUAGGAACAGGAGCCUACAAUAAUGACGAUUCUGGUUCGCUGAGGAAUGCUUUCGGGAUAACUGAUGAGUUCUAUCGAAAGACAUACGGUGAUAUCAUUGGACAGCAUGCCUUUGCCAUGUCACCGGUGCUGAUGAGACCGAAAAGCAGAGGUAGAAUUAUGCUGAAGAGUAAAAACCCGUUCCAUUGGCCACGAAUGCAAGGCAACUACUAUGAAAAUUAUGACGAUUUGGUAGUGCUUCGUGAAGGAAUUAAACUAACCGUACAAGUAGCGGAAUCACCGAAGUUUGCUCGUUUCGGUGCAAGACUUCAUAAGCAGCCAUUUUUCGGCUGUGCACAUUAUCGAUUCCGCAGUGACGAGUAUUGGGAGUGCUGUAUUAGGAGAAUCGGUACAAGUUUACAACAUCAGUCCGGAACUUGUAAAAUGGGUCCUACAUCGGAUCCGACAGCAGUCGUGAAUCCAGAACUUCUAGUUUAUGGCAUCCGAGGGAUUCGUGUUGCCGACUGCUCGAUUAUUCCGGUGAUUCCAGCUUCUCAUACCAACGCAGUUGCUUUUAUGAUUGGCGAAAAAGCAGCUGAUAUGAUCAAACACUAUUGGCUCAAUGAGAUACGAUAACACCGCAUAGUCAUCAGAAUAAAUGUGUCCCCAGCAAUGUGCUCUAGUCAACCGUUACCAUUAUAUCGAAACCGAGUUCAUUCGGGAAGAGUUUGAAUCGAUUUUAAUUCACUUAUUAUGUCAAUACUCGUAUGUGUUGUCGUGAUGAUACCUUGACGGUUUUUCCCGAUAUAGAAAGCUCAGAGUGUGCUUUGAGGUUAUACUAGAAAUACGUAAAAACUGAGUUUAGUAUAUCUUUCACAAAGCUUUGCCAGUUGUAUGUCAUUACAUAACACUCCAAGAACUGCCAAUACCUAACACGUUUUCUACGUAAAUCAUAAAUAUUGAAAUGUGAUCAACCUCGCACAACACAUAUUUCUAACAUAUUUUUUGGAAACGACGUAACUGUAAAUGAUAGCCGCUAAUUGUGUAUUCUCUCUUCCGGUAAAUAAAAAUUUUGCAAUGCAUAUAAAAAGAAUGUUUUUAGCUGGCAUAUUAUUUAAUACUAUGCUAGCUAAAUUCAUCAUAUUCUGAUAUGUAUUGCAAAAUUAUUAUAAAGUUUAUUAAAAUCGCCGCAUAACUAGAAAAAGUAAGCUUAUAAACAACGGCUCCUAUUACGUUGUUUUCGAAAAUUAUGGUGCAUUUUUCUUUUCCAUUUCACAGUUCGAUUCAUUUCACCAACCUUUGUUUGAUUUCCAAGGUUACUGUUGUUUACUUUAGAAAUGUUAAAAUCAUUGCGGCGCUCGCAGUGCCGAAUAGGAUAUAAGAAUAAAGAAUGCGAGACUGUUUAAUGUAAACACAACCGGCCAGUAGGGAGUUUAUUUUCUUUCCAUCCGAUCAGUUCCAGUGGUCAUUGGGCGCGUGCAGGUUUUUCUUGUUUCUCUCGAUCUAACGAAAACCAUCGAAAUUCGUUUGUUUUGGAUU
Molecule: messenger RNA, 3534 nt
Organism: Topomyia yanbarensis
Lineage: Eukaryota; Metazoa; Arthropoda; Insecta; Diptera; Culicidae
Product: glucose dehydrogenase [FAD, quinone]
Exons: 5
Coding region: 778-2631 (617 amino acids)
Molecular function (GO): oxidoreductase activity, acting on CH-OH group of donors; flavin adenine dinucleotide binding
Source: RefSeq, a predicted model, not a curated record